This is a messenger RNA of Leptonychotes weddellii (Weddell seal), 5169 nucleotides long. The record is from RefSeq and is a predicted model, not a curated record. NCBI's taxonomy places the organism in Eukaryota, Metazoa, Chordata, Mammalia, Carnivora, Phocidae.
AUGGAGUCAGUAUUGUCAGCACUCCCACAACUUGGGCCUUGUGAGAAGGCUGAUCCUCAAGAAGUAAGUAGAGAUGAUGGUGUCCCCAUCCUGCCUGCACCCACAGCCCAGGCUCUGCGACACCUUGGUCCCCACGCGCAGCAGCAGCGAUGCUCGGCCGGCUCUGGCCGCUGGCGCUGCUGCUCCUGGCCCCGGGGCAAGGUCGGCAAGGAGUGCGCUCCUGGGGGACACCAGUUUCUUCAGAGCCCUUACAGAAGUGUGCAUUUUGACUCAAUGCACCUCCAGCGUUCUCCCUUUCAAGACCUGAUAUGUGACCAUUCCCUUUCUCCCAGAUGGUAUCGGUUUCUCAUCUUUGACAGACCUGCUGAGAUGCCAACCAAAUGUGUUGAGGUGAAUCACUGUGGAACACAGGUGCCCAUCUGGCUGUCUCUGAGAGAUUCAGAGACACUGCCUUCACCUGGAGAGAUCAAGCAACUGACAGCUUGUGCCACAUGGAAGUUUUUGUUUAGUGCUACAAAAGACUGCUGCCUUUUUCAAAUCCCAGUGUCUGUAAGAAACUGUGGAAAUUUUUUUGUGUACUUACUGCAGCCCACUCAGGGAUGUAUGGGAUAUUGUGCACAAGCUAUUUCUGAUGCAAAAUUACACCCAUGUCACCCUGAUGAAAUUGAAAUUGGAGGUCACUGUGUUCGUAAGUCAUUGCCACCACCACCCCCAGGAAGGCCAGAAGUUGUGGUGGAGCUGAUUGGAUCCAGACUUUUCUGUAGGUGUGCUUUUGAGGUUUCCCCUACAAACACCUCAGUGGGAUUUCUCAUAACUUGGCCUAGGCUUUUUUCUCAAGAAAUCAAAGAGGAGCUGAAGCAAGAGACCACAGUUCAGGCAUCCUCUCUUUUAGAACUGGACGGCAUAAAUCUCAGACUCGGAGAUAGGAUAUUCUGUAGUGCUUCCGUCUUUUUAUUGGAGAAACCACAUGUACAAAGUUUAGCCACCGAAAGCCAAGAAUUUUUUGCAGGCAUUAAGUUACACCCUGAGUUAAGCACUAUAUCAGAAGAUGGGAAAGAAUAUCAGUUGAAGAUAGAGAGCACAGUUCCUGUCAUUUGUUCUGAAUCCAGUGAGCUUGGCCAGGAGUGCAAAAUCUCAGUAAAACUGAAAACUGUUGAUCAAGGUAAAGAACAGCUAGGUUUAAAUUUGGCACUGUCUUCCUGUCAUGUGGACCUUCAGCGGACAUCAUCGUGUGCUAACGGAUCGUGUAGCUGUGCUUUUGUGUACUACACUGCUGUGACAGAUUUUUCUCGAGAUGGAGACAGAGUUACAAACAUUGUAGUGGAACCUAUAGUUCAUGAGGAUUUCCUGUGGAACAGCUACAUUCCAGACAGCGUCCAGAUCAAAGUAAAGGAUGUCCCAACUGCUUACUGCUACUCAUUUACUGACCCACAUAUAAUUACAUUUGAUGGCAGGGUAUAUGAUAAUUUCAAGACCGGAACAUUUGUGCUUUAUAAGAGUAUGUCACGUGAUUUUGAAGUCCAUGUACGCCAGUGGGACUGUGGAAGUCUUCACUAUCCUGUGUCAUGUAACUGCGGUUUUGUUGCCAAAGAAGAAGGUGAUGUAGUUACUUUCGAUAUGUGCAGUGGUCAGCUACAUGAAUCACAGCCAUAUUUAUCUGUAAAGAGCCAAGAUGUAACCAGCAAUAUCAAGAUAAGUGAAUCCUACUUAGGAAGAAAAGUCACAAUCUGGUUUUCUUCUGGAGCAUUUAUCCGUGCUGAUCUUAGUGAAUGGGGCAUGAGUUUAACAAUCAGAGCCCCUAGCCUAGACUACAGAAACACUUUGGGACUUUGUGGCACCUUUGAUGAAAACCCAGAAAAUGAUUUCCAUAAUAAAUAUGGGAUAAAAAUUGAUCUAACUUUUGAUAAUUGUGUUGCUUUUAUUAAUGAAUGGAGGAUUUUGCCAGGGAAAAGCAUGUUUGACACAAUGCCAGUUUCUCCAUUGUCACCUGGAAAACUAUCCUAUUGUAGCUGCUCGUUGGACACGAAUUCAUUAUAUCCUUCUGAUCAUCUGGACAGUACUUCUCAACAAGAGAUUGUUUCAGGUUGCAAAGAUCUCAAACAUGUCAAAUUCUCUUUCUUGAUACCAGAACUAGAUGUCACCUCUGAGUAUAUUAAUUCAGAAGCUCUUAUCAGAGGGAUAAGUGAGUAUACAUCUGGAGAAGAAAAUAAUUUGAACUUCCUUCCUCAAGAAAAAAAGCAUGUGAACCUGACCAAACUGGAAUUACAUUUACAAAAACAUCCUGGAAAUGAAAAACAAGAGGCACUGAAAACUUUGGACAAUGGGAGACAUACACGGGACCACAGUAGCAACAGCCAGGAGAUGAGGCGGGAUCCACAAAACAGAAGGAAAUGGCAAAACUCUUAUGAGUUUCUUCCUAUGUUUGCUUUCCAAAGUCUCAGCCAUAGUGAUCUAGAAGAAUUUACUUAUUUCUUCCCUGAGGACCAUACUGAGGAUGUCCACCAGGAGUUUGUCCCUACGUGGCCCACAGCCUCUGGUCUCACUGAACACGGCACUUUGGCACUGUGCCAGCAGGCUCUUGCCAACUCAAGCAUUGGAAGACAUUGUCUUGCCUUUCUGGGCAACAGCCUAGAGUGUGCUGUAGAUAUGUGUGUUAAAGAUGUUCUCCUAAAAGAUGAUCUUAGCUGGGCAGAAGCCGGUGUGGCUCUUUUAGAAAAUGAAUGUGAAAAGAGAAUUUUGGAAGAGAGGAAAUAUAACACAGAAGAAUACGGCAAGUCAAUUGAAGACAUUCUCUCGGUCCUCAAAUGCCCCAAUUUAUGCAGUGGCAAUGGGCAGUGUAUGGAAUGGGGAUGCGCAUGCUCCCCGGGCUUCAGUUCCUAUGACUGCAGUGAUUCACACGACAAGGCUCCUGAAAUUAUAGAACUUGAGAAUGCUGGAUUCUGUAAUAUUCAAAAAUAUAAUUGUAUGACAGUGAGAGUGUUUGGUCAAGACUUCAAAGAAUCACCUUCAAUUAAAUGUGAAGUUACUAAACUGCAGUAUAAUAACAGUAAAUGGGUCCUUGGAAAAGCUGUCUACACGCAUCCUGUUUUUGAAAAUAGCAGAACUAUUGAUUGUCAGCUGCCCCCUGAUGUUCAACAGUCUGAUACCAUGAAUCUGAUGGGGGAGAAACCAAUCGUAAAGUGGCAAUUAAAGGUAUCUAAUGAUGGUUAUAGGUUCAGUAAUCCCAAAAUAAUGAUCAUAUAUGAUGGAGCUUGUCAAGUUUGUGGUCUCAAUGGGAAGGACUUGUGCACUAUAAAGGAAAAUGUUUGCAUUAUUGAUGGACUCUGCUACAUUGAAGGAGAGAAAAAUACUACCAGCCCUUGUUUGAUUUGUAGACCAAAAAUUUCAAAAUUUACUUGGUCAUUUUUAGAAAACAACCAACCCCCAGUGAUUCAAAUACCUCAAGACAAAUUACAGACAUUUUUGGGGGAGAACUUUGUGUACCAGUUCACGGCCUUGGAUCCCGAAGGUUCUGACAUCCAUUUUGCCUUGGACUCAGGUCCUGAGGGAGCAAAUGUUUCCUCUACAGGACUUCUUACAUGGAAAACAGAGUCCCAAACUCCACAGCAAUUCACUUUACGUUUUAACGACGACUGCAGUGCUGAGACGAGAGUCACAAUUAUGGUGACUGUGAAGUCUUGUGAUUGCUUGAAUGGUGGAUCAUGUGUGUCAGAUAGGAAAUUCCCUCCAGGAAGUGGAAUGUACCUGUGCGUCUGCCUGCCUGGCUUUCAGGGGGGUCUCUGUGAAGUGAAUGUCACUGAGUGCCAUGCAAACCCCUGUGGCCUUGGCAGAUGUAUUAGUGGAUUUCCCAGUUAUUCUUGUGUAUGUCCGCCUGAACUCAAAGUUGAAACAUAGUUUUUACAUGAAUCUACUACACAUACUAUGGUUCUUACAAGUUCUAAUAAAAGUGAAACUAAGGAAGAGAAUGGUAAAAAUGCCAUACAGAGAGAGAGGCGUGUUAAGUCAACAAAUGGAAAUGCUUCUACCAUUUGUAGACACCCAUGUGGAAAAAGCAGGGAAUGUGUUGCCCCAAAUAUAUGCAAAUGUAAACCUGGCUACAUUGGUUCUAACUGCCAAACUGCUGUAUGUCAUCCUGAUUGCAAAAACCAUGGGAAAUGUAUUAAGCCUAACGUUUGUGAAUGUCCCCCAGGGCAUGGUGGAGCAACCUGUGAUGAAGAACACUGUCGUCCACCUGGUGGCACCUGCCUGGCUGGAAAUCUCUGCACUUGUCCUUAUGGUUUUAUAGGACCAAGGUGUGAAACAAUGGUUUGUAACAGGCACUGUGAAAAUGGAGGUGAAUGUCUUACACCAGAUACUUGCCAGUGCAAGCCUGGCUGGUAUGGACCUACUUGUGGUACAGCUUUGUGUGAUCCCAUUUGCCUCAAUGGUGGUUCCUGUAAUAAGCCAAACACUUGCCUCUGUCCAAAUGGAUUCUUUGGUGCACAGUGUCAGAAUGCUAUCUGUCACCCUCCCUGUAAGAAUGGCGGCCGCUGCAUGAGAAAUAAUGUGUGCACCUGUCAUGAAGGAUACACCGGUAGGAGAUGCCAAAAAAGUAUCUGUGAUCCCAUGUGCAUGAAUGGAGGAAAAUGCAUUCGACCAAACGUUUGCUCUUGUCCUUCUGGUUGGAGAGGGAAACAAUGCAAUACAGCUAUCUGCUUUCAGAAAUGUAAAAAUGGUGGUGAAUGCAUUGCUCCCAGUAUAUGCCAUUGUCCUACCACAUGGGAAGGAGUGCAGUGUCAAAUACCAAUUUGCAAACAAAAGUGUCUUUAUGGAGGCAGAUGUGUAUUUCCCAAUAUGUGCUCUUGUCGCGGUGGAUAUUCUGGAGUCAAAUGUGAAAAGAAAGUACAGACAAAACGCCAUUAAUAUCAAGUAUGUGAAUCACAAGCCUGUCUUAAGAAUGAAAUUUUUAUUCAGAAAAAGUUGAAGAUAACUACUUGAAGUUUAUUUGAACAUAAUUUUAAAAAUUAUUUUAAAGACUGAAGAAACUAAUAACAUAUAGAAUGGUCUUACCUGUCAUUGUUAAAGAAAACCAAAGAAGAAAUUCAGGUAAUCUGAAUUGCCUUUGAAAUGUGAUUUGAUAUUUACAUAGUGAGAUGAUGUAUCUGAUAUUGGAGACAUUCACAUUAUCUA